AUGAGGAGACAUGAGGAGCUCGACCCACGGCGUACGCCGGGAGUCGAGAUGAGGAGACAUGAGGAGCUCGACCCACGGCGUACGCCGGGAGUCGAGAUGAGGAGACAUGAAAUGUUGCUGGACUAG
This is a messenger RNA of Pyricularia grisea, 126 nucleotides long. RefSeq lists its product as uncharacterized. The record is from RefSeq and is a predicted model, not a curated record. The transcript has a single exon. The coding region runs from base 1 to 126 and encodes 41 amino acids. Lineage: Eukaryota; Fungi; Ascomycota; Sordariomycetes; Magnaporthales; Pyriculariaceae.